This is a messenger RNA of Aspergillus puulaauensis, 2526 nucleotides long. RefSeq lists its product as uncharacterized. Lineage: Eukaryota; Fungi; Ascomycota; Eurotiomycetes; Eurotiales; Aspergillaceae. Gene Ontology annotation, molecular function: chitin binding. Gene Ontology annotation, biological process: carbohydrate metabolic process. The coding region runs from base 1 to 2526 and encodes 841 amino acids. The record is from RefSeq and is a predicted model, not a curated record. The transcript is spliced from 5 exons.
AUGUGGCCAUAUGCGACUGCUCUCUGGGCUCUCCCAGCAGUCCUGGGUGCGAGACAGUCUGUGUGUCCUCCACCCUGCACUGCAGACCCCAGCAAGUGGACGCCGUAUAAGUCCCUCGAGAGCCUGAAGGAUUGCCAUCAUCCAGUGUUGCUCGACAUCUCGUCCCACGAAUCUCCCGACCUCCCCGGAGCAUCGUUCAGAAUCCACGCCUGUACCAUCGACGAACACCCCGAUGACCUUGAGGUCCAGUCAGAACUCUUUAGCAAUCCUGUUGAACCGUUAGAGUCAGCGAUAUCUGAUGCCGAGACAACUUCUAGCAUCCACGAGCUCAACUUCCUCCUCCACCAUGUACAAACCGUCCUGACCGAUACCUCGAACCGGGACACUCGAAGUGUCGUUGGGCAUUUCAACAAUACAACUGUCGGUAUAUACAGUGGUGCGGCGGCUGAUAUGUCCAUGGCAACGUUUAUAAUUGAAGGAUUCAGGAGCAGCGAGGAUAUCCAAACUCGCAAGGCUGUGGCAAUCCAGCUGUGCGGUGACAACCACGAUCUUGAACAUACAUUUGGAAUCGCAGCCGCCACAACUGGUGAUAUGACGACUGUUAAACGGGCGAUCGAUUCAUGGACCGAAGCUCAUUGCGUGGAAAGCGACAGGGCAGUUCUCAACGUCCGGGAUAUUGGUACUACUGACGAGCCGAUACGCAUACAGCCAAGAAACCCUAUUACAGAAAGCCUCUUAAAAGAGUACACCUGCAGAUUAGAAACGGUCGUGAAGGGAGAUACUUGUAUUGCCGUCGCCGAAAGAUGUGGCAUUCCCUUGGAAGAGUUUAUGAGAUACAACUCUGAACACGAUGGCAAGAAUAACGAUACUGGCAAGAACGAAGAUACUUGGUGCACGCUUCUACAUCUAGACGACCAGCUCUGUUGCUCAGAGAGAGUCAGGGUUCCCAAACCCAGGCCAUCGAUGAACAGGAAUGGUUCCUGCGCAGCAUAUGUAACGGAGCCCGACGACACCUGCUCCGUGAUUGCCCAGAAACAUGGUGUGGAGGAGGCAGACAUCAACUAUUUCAAUGGCAGGAGGACAUGGGGCUGGGCUGGCUGCGACUACAUCUACCCUGGGCUCAGGAUCUGCCUGAGCGAAGGAUAUCCACCGCUCCCUGAUCCUCGCCCUGACGCAACUUGCGGACCAACUGUCCCGGGAACAGAGAUGCCAAUGGAUGGCCAGCCGCUUGCCGACUUGAACCCAUGUCCCCUGAAUGCAUGCUGCAAUAUCUUGGGAAACUGUGGAGUGUCUCCUGAAUUCUGCAUCAACGAGGAGGGCCCAACCGGAAACCCAGGAACAGCGUCUCCGGGCCACAAGGGGUGCAUCUCUAACUGCGGCAUGGAGAUACUUGAGAACUCGGACGAGCCUGCGGAGUUCAUGAGGAUUGGCUACUAUGCGUCGUUCAAUCUUGACCGACCUUGUCUCAAUCUUCGCGCAGCCCAUAUCCAAGUCAACGACUACACCCAUAUUCACUGGGCGUUUGCUAACAUCGACAGCGACUUCGAGCUUGACAUCGUUGAUCCCCAUGGACAAUGGGCGGAUUUCCUUGCCCUGCAAGGUGUGAAACGGAUAGUCUCCUUUGGUGGCUGGGGAGUUACGAUCAGUACAACAUUCUACGAAGUGCUCCGCAAAGCUCUGGACCCGGCGAAUGUAGACAGGUUCAUCAUCAACAUACUGGAUUUCCUUGAAGAGCAUAACUUGGACGGCAUGGAGUUUGACUGGGAAUAUCCGGGUGCCACAGACCUCCAAGCCGCCUCUUUUAGCUUGCCUUCGGAUGGCGCAAACUACCUCGAGUUCCUCAAGAAGCUCAAAAGCGCAUUCCCGCCCGGCAAGGUUAUCUCCAUAGCUGCGCCUGCAUCCUUUUGGCAUCUCAGGGCGUUUCCGCUUGCGCAGAUGUGGCAGUACGUCGACUAUAUCAUAUAUAUGACUUAUGACUUCCAUGGCCAAUGGGAUUACAAUGAGUUCGUACUACAGGACUGGUGCAAUGGAGGGAACUGUCUAAGAAGCCAUGUGAACUUGACGGAAACUGAGUACGCCCUUGCGAUGAUCACGAAAGCAGGGGUUCCGAAGAAUAAAGUUGCGGUGGGAGUGGCCAGUUACGGACGUGCUUUUGGGAUGAAGGAUGCGGACUGCACAGGACCAGAGUGCAGGUUUGAGGGACCACAGACUACAGCACUACCUGGAAGGUGUACUAGAACUCCGGGAAUCAUUGCAAAUGCAGAAAUCGAGGAAUUGAUAAUUCAGGGGGAUAUCAACGAGUCCUUCUACGAUGCGGAUUCUGACUCGAACAUCCUGGUGUACAACGACACCCAAUGGGUGGCGUUUAUGAGCAAAGGCACAAUGAGACGCCGCGUGGAGUACUAUAAGAGCUUGAGGUUUGGGGGUUACGCAAACUGGGCAGUUGAUCUGACGCAUUGGAGUGGCGAUGACCCUGAGCCAGAACAGCAGAGGAUAGACUUCAACGUGGAGAGUACAGUGCUUUAA